Molecule: messenger RNA, 471 nt
Organism: Pistacia vera
Lineage: Eukaryota; Viridiplantae; Streptophyta; Magnoliopsida; Sapindales; Anacardiaceae
Exons: 2
Coding region: 1-471 (156 amino acids)
Biological process (GO): DNA integration
Molecular function (GO): nucleic acid binding
Source: RefSeq, a predicted model, not a curated record
AUGGAGGCAAUUGCCACCAAAACUAAUGAUUCUAGAAUAGUACUCCAAUUCCUUAGGCGAAAUAUUUUCACUAGAUAUAGCACUACUAGGGAAAUCAUUAGUGAUGGAGGAAAGCAUUUUUGUAACCACCAAUUUAAUGCCCUCUUAAAGAAAUAUGGAGUCAUACACAAGGUAGCUACUCCUUACUAUGCCGAAACUAGUGGUCAAGUAGAGGUCUCUAAUAGAGAGCUAAAACGAAUUUUCAAAAAGAUUGUUAGUGCCUCUAGAAAAGAUUGGGCAAGAAAGUUAGACGAUGCUUUAUGGGCAUAUAGGAUAGCCUUUAAAACACCUAUAGGUGCUAAACGUCUUUUGCAGGUGAGUGAGCUAGAUGAAUUUUGUCAUUGGGCAUACGAGAGUGCUAGUUUAUACAAGGAGAAGACAAAGAAAUGGCAUGAUAGGCACAUUGUGAAAAAGGAGUUCGAGCUAGGAUAA